AAUCCGAUUAAUUAUUUUAGGGCUGCGAGUAUAAUAGUGCGGGAGGACGGCACUCACCUGCUUCGCGUCGACAAAGAGGAUUUCAACCGGAUUUUACGGGACGUCGAGGCGAACACGGUCCGCCUCAAGGAGCACGGGAAAGACGUGCUCGUCUUGGAGAAAAGUUCCUCGCCGAACUCACAAUACAAAUAUGUUGUUAUGGCAUGUACUGCGAUGAGGAUGGUCGAACACCUCCUAGAUUCCAGAUUGGAUACCAACACGGCCGCCCACGACCCAGCGUUGGACGAUUUUCUUCUCACACAUGUACUUUUCAUAUCGACGAGACAUCUGGUUCAAGAACUGCGCAAACAUUAUACCAUGGAUACUCCGCUUCAUGAUAAAGAACAAUCGGACGGACACAAAAGAAAAGUGAUUCUGUUCGUGUACCGAUGGGUCACGACGAUAAGGCAUCCAGUACUUGCUGAUUCAAACGCGGUCGCUUUCAUCGAGGAAUUAGCGUCGGAUUGUGAACACGAGGGAUGGGAAGAAUCUGGACUGAUGCACAGGGUGACGGCGCAGAUCACCAGACACCGCGAAUCCUCGACAGUCGUCAACAGAUGGAAACUGCCGCCUUCAGGACAGCCAAUUUGCCUUUUUUCCCCGUCUGAAACCGGAGGGACGUUGAUAAAGUCCCACGAUGACAUAAUUUUCAGGGUGUACUGCGCGGAUCACACUUACUGCACCCUCCGCAUGCAGGUGUCGGCGACGGCCGAACAGAUCAAAGUCGCCGCGGCGGACAAACUGGGGAUCAGGCACAGGCCGGAGGACCUGUUGCUCGCUGAGGUCAAAAGCAACGGUGAAAGGAUUACUUUCAGGGAUUCUGAAGUCAGCAUACCGACCGCGCUGACUCUGAAUGGAAAGAUCUUCGUCGCGCCAAAAGAGCAUUUGGACGCAUUGACCAUCAUACCCGAGCAGGAGAUACCGACCGAGGGGCUGGAACUAGACCUGGAGGACGUCAGUGCCAAAGAGAUGGCAUACCACCUAACGAUGUUCGACUGGGAGCUAUUCUGGAAUAUCCACGAAUACGAGCUUCUGUACCACACGUUCGGUAGACACAGGUUCGGACAGAACACUGCCAAUUUGGACGUUUUUCUCAGGCGAUUCAACGAACUCCAGUACUGGGUAGUCACCGAGAUCUGCCUGACGCAGAGUCUUAGCAAAAGGGUCCACGUGCUUCGAAAAAUCAUCAAAAUCGCAUCUUACUGCAAGGAGUUCCACAACAUCAACGGCAUGUUUGCUCUGGUGCUCGGCCUGAGCAACGUCGCAGUUUCCAGGCUGUCAGCCACCUGGGACAAGCUGCCGAGCAAAUCGAGGAAGCUUUACACCCAGCUCGAGGCGACCAUCGAUCCAUCUAGGAAUCACAGGGCGUACAGGGCAGUCGUAACCAGUAUGAGCAGCCCUCUCAUACCGUUCAUGCCUCUGCUGCUGAAAGAUAUGACGUUUAUACACGAAGGGAACAAAACAAUGGUCGAUGGCCUGGUCAAUUUCGAGAAGAUGCACAUGCUCGCGCAAACCCUACGAACACUGCGAUACUGCCGCAACAGGCACAUGGUCAUUGACCCGCCGACGCCGAAGAACGAGUCCGAAGUCAGAGCGUACGUCAGGUGUCUCCGGACGAUCGACAACCAGAGGACGCUGAACAGCCACUCGCAAAAACUUGAACCGAGGAGGUCGUAAAUUCACAAUUUAAAAUUCUUCCAGGCAGCCUGCAAUUUUAUCAAAAUAAGAACAAAAACGUUUUUUGCCCUUUUUUUAAUAUCCGAAGCCAAAGAUUUUCAAAAUUACAAAUUAUCAAAAAGAAUAUUUAUAAAAUUUAAAAAAACCUAAGAACACCAAAGCAUCUUAGCUAUAGUUUUAUCGCAAUACUUUUGUAAAUAAUAUAAAUUUUUAAUCUUUUAUAUAAUAAAAAAAGAAUAAAAAAUUAUUGAAUUCUAGUCAUUACAUAUAGUAUUCUAUAAAAAUUAUUAUGAAUUUUGUUUUCGAUCCAAUUAUAAAAAAGAAUUUUAAUAUUUCAGAUAUAUAUUUUUUCCUACUAUUACUACUAUUUGCUACUUACUAUCUUAAGCCAAUUGUUUACUACGAAAUGGCUAGUAUUUUAACUAUCACUAAAAAUCAAAAAUGCUUUACUUUUCAUAUUGGAAUAAUUAAUUUGUAGAGUUACUAAAAAAUGCUUAGUACUUAGUAAUAGAUACCUUUUAGUUAAAAUUUAUCAAACCGAUGGAUCGAAUUGUAAAAGAAGAUGACUCCAUGAACUUUUUUUUAACUUUGACAGGGCAUAAUCAUGGGGGAAAUAUAUUGAAAACGGGACGGAAUUCCAGUAUAUGUGAUCGUUCACUUCCUAAUCGUGAAAAAAAUUUUAAUCUAACGUUAGAUAGUUACUCUAUAUAUUUUUGUUUCUCUAACACAAAAUGAGACAAUCAGUAUAUCGGUAAAACGGCUCUUUUGCGGAUUUCAGAGAGGAAAAAGAGAAAAUCAGAAAUGUGAGUGCCUUGCUGGUACAUGAACCAAAUAUGUUGUACCUACAUAAUUGUAUCCCUUUAUAACUUUUUAAUUUAUAUUUUUAUUAUUUAUUUUUGAUUUUUUUAAAAGAUAUCGCUUCUAUACCUACUUUAUUUGUGUUGAAUAAAUGUGAUGUUGUAUCUUUAGGUUAGUUUAUACUUCUAUGUAUUGCUUCCUUUAAAGUUAAAGAUGUUCUAAGUAAUUUUAAAAAAUUAAUUAAAAAUUUUUAAAUUUUUUUUCUAAAUCUGAAUAAAUAAACUGGAUUCGUGUGUUGUCAAGACCAAUUUUUAUUUCAAAUUAUAUCAUUGUCGACCAAGAACAAGUCUAAGUGAUUUAAAAGAAAAUAGUGAUACACAUUUAUCAAAAACUCCAAUAGAAAUAAUAGUUUUUGAACAUUUUGUGAAUAAAGUCAAUUUUUCGCCCAAGCCAAUCAUGUCAAAUUAUUGUCAGACGGAAUUAACGCAGAAGAAUAUUUUACGAAAUUACGAAGAGGACAAAUGUAUUUAAAAUGUAAUAUUUCCUUAAAAAGAAUUCUAUUGUAUCCUAAGUAUUUGCAAUAAAAUAAUCAAACUUUAAA
Messenger RNA from Cimex lectularius (bed bug), 3115 nucleotides. It is a transcript of the gene Epac, whose product is annotated as rap guanine nucleotide exchange factor 4. Gene Ontology annotation, cellular component: plasma membrane. The record is from RefSeq and is a predicted model, not a curated record. Gene Ontology annotation, biological process: positive regulation of GTPase activity; Ras protein signal transduction. Lineage: Eukaryota; Metazoa; Arthropoda; Insecta; Hemiptera; Cimicidae. The annotation marks the transcript as partial. The transcript has 10 exons. Gene Ontology annotation, molecular function: guanyl-nucleotide exchange factor activity.